UAGCAUGAAAUAGCGAUUUCAAAACGCCACGGGAAAUACUGUCUUGUGCGAUACGAUCUCCACAACAAGUCUAAGAGCACUUCGACGUCGUUUUGCGAAACCCCCGUAAUCGCCGCCGCCAGGCGCCGCUAGAAUCCGUCGACCCAGUUAAUUGUUUUGGCAGGAUUCGAUAGCCCUAUUGGAUGCUGUGGAGGACCUUUUCUUGGAAUGUUAACAUGGGAUCUUCGGAUUAACCCUGCAUGACAUCAGUGCUGCAGUUUUGAAAACAUCUUCUUCUAUGGAAUCUACACCCAAUAAUUCUGAAAAUGAUGCAAACUCGAAAUUCUCUGCUUCUGGCAUCUCCACUUGGGCAAAGAAUCUGAAAAUUCCCCAGCCAUUUGUGGGAUCACAGGAAGUAUCACCAUCUGAAAACUCUGGGAAAUCAACUUUUUCACGCCUCACUAGUGGGUUUGGAUUACGUUCGUCUCCCAAAUCUCCUCGAGGGGAAGAAAGCUCUGGUGAACCCUCCCCAACUACGCAAUCAGGUUUCAUUGGGACCAUCACAAAAGGGUUAGUUGACUCAUCUAAGAAUGCAGUAAAGGCAGUGCAGGUCAAAGCGCGUCAUGUUGUCUCUCAAAAUAAGCGAAGAUAUCAGGAAGGAGGAUUCGAUUUGGAUAUGACCUACAUCACAGAGAAUAUUAUUGCCAUGGGUUUCCCUGCUGGUGAUAUGAGCUCUGGUUUCUUUGGCUAUGUUGAGGGGUUCUAUCGGAACCAUAUGGAGGAAGUUAUUAAGUUCUUUGAGACAUAUCACAAGGGAAAGUACAAAGUGUAUAAUCUCUGUUCAGAAAGAUUAUAUGAUGCAUCUUUGUUUGAGGGAAAGGUGGCUUGUUUUCCCUUUGAUGAUCAUAAUUGCCCACCUAUUCAGCUAAUAGUUUCGUUCUGCAUGAGUGCCUAUUCAUGGCUCAAGGAAGAUAUUGAAAAUGUUGUGGUCGUGCAUUGUAAAGCUGGAAUGGCAAGAACAGGAUUGAUGAUUUCUAGUCUUCUUUUGUAUCUGAAGUUUUUCCCCACUGCUGAGGAAUCAAUUGAUUAUUACAAUCAGAAAAGGUGUAUUGAUGGGAAAGGGCUUGUUCUACCUAGUCAGAUAAGAUAUGUCAAGUAUUUUGAGCGCAUUUUGACAUACUUCAAUGGAGAAAACCCACCAGGUCGAAGGUGCAUGCUUAGAGGAUUUCGGCUGCAUAGAUGCCCCUACUGGAUCAGGCCUUCCAUUACUGUAUCUGAUCAUAAUGGUGUACUGUUCUCAACAAAAAUGCACCCAAGAACCAAGGAUUUAUCUCCUGAAGAUUUUUGGUUCAGCGCACCGAAGAAAGGGAUUAUGGUCUUUGCUCUUCCCGGGGAACCUGGACUGACGGAGCUUACUGGUGAUUUCAAAGUCCAUUUCCAUGAUCGUCAAGGCGACUUCUAUUGCUGGUUGAAUACAACAAUGAUCGAAAACCGCAAAGUCCUAAACACAAGUGAUAUUGAUGGGUUCGACAAGAGAAAAUUACCAUCCCCAGGCUUCCAAGUCGAAGUUGUGCUUGCAGACCACAAUGCUAAUACUGCUGCAGCACACCCUGCAGCUGAGGCAACUGCUACUGAAUCAGGCAACAGUUCUACCACAAGCACAACCUCUGCGCCCAAUCCCAGUUCGAUUCCAGAAAGUGCAGCUACAAAUACUCCUGCAAAGACCUCGAGUGACAACAAGGAUGACGAAUUCUCCGACAAUGAAACUGGGGAAACUGCAUCCACCAAGUCUACACAAACUGGUGUCCCCACCCAACACCCUGGUGCAGCAACAAACCCCACAUCACACAACACAAAUCAAAUUGAAAAUCUGGCGCAUAAAACCGAGCAAGUGUCUCUGGGAACUGCACCUUCCCAGCCGAAAGAGCCAAAGAAGGAAGGAGGUGCCGGAGGAAUGUCCGACUCAGCAGGGGAGGUGAGUGAAUUCAAGGCUGUGGCUGCUGAUGCGUCAAUCUUCUCAUUCGGGGAAGACGAUGAGGAGUAUGAGAGUGAUUGACCGGCCCUCAGCCUGAGGUAAAAUUACCAUACCUGUAUAUAUAUAUAUGUAAUAAUAGUUAUAAAUCUGCUGGAGGUGCGGCUGGAUUGGAUUUGGAUUUGAAUUUGGAUUGCAUUGAUUUCAUGAAAAGCUGUUGUGUUUUAUUUGGAUUGCUGAAGUAUUAUCAGUGUUUGUGGUUUAUGUUAUGGAAUAUGUGAUGCUGUAAAUUUGUACUUGAGCAGUGUUGGUGUCCUUAAUUUAUUCAUUCAUUUAUGGCUGUUA
Andrographis paniculata is the source of this 2296-nucleotide messenger RNA. Its product is annotated as phosphatidylinositol 3,4,5-trisphosphate 3-phosphatase and protein-tyrosine-phosphatase PTEN2A. The record is from RefSeq and is a predicted model, not a curated record. Gene Ontology annotation, molecular function: phosphatidylinositol-3,4,5-trisphosphate 3-phosphatase activity. Gene Ontology annotation, biological process: dephosphorylation. Bases 278 to 2035 code for a protein of 585 amino acids. Lineage: Eukaryota; Viridiplantae; Streptophyta; Magnoliopsida; Lamiales; Acanthaceae. The transcript has 13 exons. Gene Ontology annotation, cellular component: cytosol.